AUGGCGGAGGGGGAGACAGAGAAGGAAUAUGACACACGGAAAGCUAUCGAGGAGCUCCGAGAGCGGUUCCAGGGUUUGACCACACUUCUGAAAGAGAGCUCGCAGUCUCCGCUGGAAGCCUCUCUGCAUUUCUGCCAGGAGUUUUGCCAGGUCCUUGUGGAACAUGCCGGUCGUUGGAAAACUGAUGAGGAUCCACUGCCUUUGCUGGAGGUCUACACUGUGGCCAUUCUCAGCUUUGCUAACACAGCGUCCUGUCUCUCCUCCGAAUGUGAAAACGUGCAACUCCUACUUGAAAAGUUAGCACUGAGCUGUGCGGAGCUGGUGCUCUUACUGCCCCAGCAUGUCCCUGGUGCCUUAUGGGAGGAGUUUCAGUCCUCCAUGAAGUUGGCACACAGCCUUUUGCAGGAAAGUGGGAGUACACAACUGCGCUUGCUUUCAGUUCUGGCACAGCAGGAUGGCGUCUGGUCCAACACCACACUAAGCAGCAUCCUGUCCAAUACAAUCCCUCAAACUGAGCAAGUUCACGAGUAUCUUGAAUUGGAAGGUCCUACUCUUCUAAAUAUGCGAAUAAAGCACCUCAUCAAAGUGGACAGUGUUGAUAAAGCUGCUGUCCUUGCAAAGAUGUGCUCAGAGUAUCCGGGAUAUGAAGGAAAAGGGAACUUCAAGCAAACCUACUUGCUCUGCAUCUGCAUGACCAAAAGUCAGGAGCAGCUAAUGGAAGAAAUAUCAUCUAUAGACUGUAAAGAUGCUCUUGAAAUGAUCUGCAACUUGGAGUCAGAGGGAGAUGAGAAAGGAGCAUUCUGCUUAUGUUCUGCCUUUCUCAAGAGACAGCUUCUUCAAGGAGAUGUUUAUUGUGCCUGGGAACUCACACUGUUCUGGAGUAAGCUACUUAUGCGUUCAGAGUCGUCUGCUGAUUCGUUUCUCAGCCACGGCAAAGAGAUGGCUCUUCUCUGCAGAAGUGUCUGUCACAUUCUGUUUCUCAUCAAAGUCAUCCAAAAUGAGGUUGGAGAGGUGGGACUUCCAGUGUGUGUGGAAAUGUGCAUUCAAGCUCUGAAAAUGACCUCCAGCGACCAUAAAGAUAGCAAGUCUACCAUCUGCAAGACUAUUUCCUGCCUCUUGCCAACUGAUUUAGAAGUUAAGCGUGCAUGCCAGCUGACUGAAUUCCUCCUCCAGCCCACGGUUGACUCGUAUUAUGCUGUAGAGUCACUGUACAACGAACCUGACCAAAAGCCAGAGGAGGAUGGGAGUCUACCAGUGCCCAAUUCUUUACGCUGCGAAUUACUGCUGGCCUUGAAGACACAGUGGCCUUUUGAUCCAGAGUUCUGGGACUGGAAAACACUGAAACGCAAUUGCUUGGCACUGAUGGGUGAGGAGGCAGCUAUUGUGUCAUCUAUUGACACACUCAAUGACACAGAUGAACAAGAAGUGGAAAGUGCACUUGGCAAGCUCCCUGAAUACAGAGACCUGGAGGAUUUUCUCUUAACCACUACAAAUGAACUCAAUGAAAUCACAGAUGAAAGAGAAAAAAACAGAGAGGCUAAAAAACUUCGGGAGCAGGGAUUUGUGUCUGCUCGGUUCCGAAAUUGGCGAGCCUACAUGCAGUAUUGUGUUUUGUGUGACAAGGAGUUCUUGGGUCACAGAAUUGUUCGUCAUGCUCAGAAGCAUUUCAAAGAUGGAGUGUAUCUUUGUCCAAUUUGUGCUGACAGUUUUGAAAGUAGGGAGGUUUUAGAGCCACAUGUAGCAUCACAUGUAAAGCAGUCUUGCAAAGAAAGACUGGCUGCAAUGAAAGCUGCUAGGAAGGUAACCAAACCACCUCAGUCCCCUAAAAGUCCAUCAAAAAAUUCAAAAGUUGCUGCCAAGACAAACAUUAGUCCUGUUAAAGUUGAAUCUCAAAUUGGCAAUCCAUCAGUGAUCACAGCUCCUGUUAAGAUAGAACAAACUACAUCGGACACACAAAUAAGUCAAGACUGUUUCUGUCCUGUUAAAAAUUGUUCCAAGGCUUUCAAGUUUUUCCGUAACCUCAUGGCUCAUGUGCGAUCCCACAAAAACGACGAAGAAGCCAUGAGGUUUUUAGAGAUACAAAAACAGAAAGUGGUGUGCCAGUAUUGCAGACGGCAGUUUGUUAAUGUAAGACAUCUUAAUGAUCAUUUGCAGAUGCACUGUGGCACAAAACCAUACAUCUGUAUACAGUUGGAUUGUAAGGCCAACUUUAAUUCCAAUUCUGAACUUCUCAUGCAUAGAAAAACACACCCGGAGUUUAAGGCACAGUGCAUGUUCCCUAACUGUGGCAAAGUUUUCAGUGAGGCCUACCUGUUGUAUGAUCAUGAGGCUCAGCAUUACCUUACCUACACCUGCCAAACGGAUAACUGUGGUAAAAUAUUCUAUUCGCAGUCCCAAUUCUUGUCUCAUCAAGAAAAUCAUGUUACAAAUGAUGCAGUCAACAAUUUGCCCAUCACAAAUCAAAACCCUCCUGUCACUCCAAACGUUGAACCACCACUUACAAGCACCCCAAGCAAAGAAGACCCAUGUUCUGCUGUGGAUUGCCUUGAGAGGAGUAAUACAGAUGUGGAUGUGAACGAAGCAUCGAAGGCAAGCACAUCACCUUGCAGAUCACCUGACGGUUCUAAAGAUCCUAUUCCAUUGAGAGUGAAACACUCAGUGGAAAGCAUGCUGAAUUCUGUGGCAGAUCCUGAAAUGAAAGAACCAGAGAAAUGCUACACUCCACUGACAAACCCCACUCCAGCACCAGAUGAUGUAGAACCAGCACCAGAGGCUCCACAUGUACAGCAUGAUGUGGGAGGGCAAGGUGAGACUCCUCCAGUAAAUCCUGUACCCAAUGCUACAAAUCCAGUAGUAAGUCCACAGGGAGAAGGGCAUAAUAAUGUGCAAGCUAAUGAAUUUCAGAAAGCGAUACCACAAAUCAUUUCUCCAUCUCAAAUCAAAACAGAAAUUCCUUGUUCGCUACAAGGAUACCCCUCCAGCACACCUGCCGUAACUGUCAAUGAAGACAACCUGCAUUGCUGCCCAUACAGUGUCUGUACACGGGCAUACAGUACAAAUAAAAGUCUGUCUAGACAUGUGAAGAAGCAACACCCAGAAAUAUUUGAGGACUGGAAAUUGGCAAAGAAAUAUAAUAAAGUGGCCAAAAUUACAGCAAAAAAGGCACCACCUGGACCAGCUUCGCCCAAUGUGUCUCAGAACCUUGUUAACAGGCCAUCAGAUCAACCAGGAAUACUAUGCAACAAACCUGGGAUGCAGCAAAUGGAUUACCCAAUGGGAUCUUCAGCCACACAUGCCCAAUGUUAUCCUAGCUCAAUGGAGCCUGUGCCUAUCACUCCAAUGGUGAACCCCACUCUAUACCCAUCAUGGGGAAGCCCAAACAGUUCCAGUGGUCUAAUGCAGUCAGACAUGUCCCAGUCUUGGUCUUCACCUCCCAUCAACAACUGCUAUCCAGAUGCCUUCAACAUGAAUGAGUACCCCUCCCGCAACUAUCCUCAAUGGCAGGCAGAACCUUAUCAAACCACAGCGUCUCUCCCAUCUGAAAGAGAUCAUUCAAUGGCAGCUAUACAUGGUCCUACUAUGUCUCAUGCUCCUUCAGAUUCGAGUUUGAUGUCUCAGUAUGUGUCCAGUUCUUUGAUGCUUGACAAUGGAGGGCAAUUGCAUAAUGGAGGGCAUCAGUAUGGACUAAUGCCUCCGGAAGGCAGUGGAGAAAAUGUAGAUGUAAGAAAAGCUAGUGCAAGUGAGACCGAACAGUUGGAUAAUGGAAACAGUAUCUCAACAAUUGAGAGCCUACCUGAAGGAGGUUACCACACUCCAUAUGCUCAGAGUGAAAACUCUUGUCCCACUCAGAGCUCAUCAGUUGAUAUUCCUUUGAAAUGUCUGAGCCCAGAGGCCCAAGUUGCUUUAAAAGCUACAACUGAACUGAUUAAAACAGAAAACGUGGCAACUCCUGGUUAUGAACAGAUGGAAAACUCGGUGGAUGGCCUGCUUAGUCCACAGAGUGUCAUCCACACUGAUUUUCCUUAUGACGAGGACUGUCCUAGCGCUGAAUGCGAGGCCACCCCCUCAGAUGAAAAGAGCAGUGACCCUGACUUGCAAAAAGGAAAACGCAGCAGGUUAAGCAAGCGAACCAAAUGGCCAGCCAUCAUCAAGGAUGGUAAGGUCAUCUGUAGGAGAUGCUUCAGAGAGUUCACCAGCACAAAAUCUCUCGGAGGUCACCUAUCUAAACGCUCUCAGUGCAGGCCAUUAGAUGAAAUUGACCUGACGGCUGAUCUGCCAACAUCAUUUCUUGAUUUUCUUAAUGACCCUCAUGUCCCUGACACUAAUGGAGCAAUAUACAAUGCGUCAAAUGGUGAUUUCUCACAGGAGUCUUGUAGUUUGACUACUCUGACUUCACCUAUGGUGUUGAAACAGGAACCCCAGUAUACAAAUAUUGUAGACUAUUCCAAUUCCUUUCCUGUUGCCACAGAAAACCAGCAAGAGAAAGCAACAGAGUUGGCUUAUCCAGCCCUCAAUGUACCUUAUCAAGAGGAUCAUUUAAUGGAAAUUUCCCAUGCCUUCCAAAGGCUGGAUUUGAUUGAGGCCGCACAAGAGAAGAUGCGGAGUAGUCUGUCCUUAGAGCAAAAAGUCAGUCAUUGUGAUACAGCUUCUGACAUUGAAAAAAGUAAGAUACUGAGCAAAAGUGAUGACAAGCCCGCUGAAAAGGUACCUAAACCUUUUAAAUGCGACCAGGAUGAUUGUGAGUACUCAUUCAUGACAAAGGAGGCAUUAUUCAGACACUUGACUAAAAUGCAUGAUUAUUCCAAUGAGAUGAUAGAAGAACUCAAAAGAACCCCAUGCAAACUGUCUCCAUAUCCUUGUCAGAUUUGCCCAAAAACAUUUACCAGAACGACAGGGUUGAGAAUUCAUUAUGAAAAAGUCCACCGUUUGUCAAAGACAGAAAUGCAGAAGCUUAGGAUAAGUGCUCGAAAUAGGCGUGCAUUUAGACUAAACAAAGAGGAUGUGUUAAUUGGCCGUGCAAAUACUGAUACCAAUGCCAAUCGUACAACACAAUCUGCAGCUGUUGUACCUACUAUAAAACAAGAACCAUUUGACAUUGCAAUUGCACCCCAAACAGAUAAUGAGAACAAUCCAGAAGUUCCUCAUGUCACUUCACCAGGACAUACAGUACAAGAGAGCUUCACACAUGCAGUAUCAACUGUUACACAGCUACCCUCACCUCAAAGCUACAUGAACGACAGGUCAUUCAGUGAGAUGUCACCAUCAGUUCUCGAGAGAUCCCCAGAGCAACAUAAAGUGGCUGUCAUAAACAAGAGUCCAGAUGGGAAACAGAAAUCCAUGUUAAAAAAGAAACUCAGUCCAUUUGGGACAUCAAAGGAGCAACGAAAAUCAGAUGCAUUGUUGAGCAAGGUAAAAGAACCAAAGUCCAGCACUCCUACUACAUCUGCUUCAUCCUCCCCAGAAAAACCCAGCAGCUCCAAAAACACACCCACAAAGGAUGAAUCCCAGAGAAAGGAAAAACUUCAGAAACGAAUGGGACUCAAGAUGUGUGACACAGAUAAUGCCUAUAGUCCAUACAGACCAUAUCGCUGUGUUCAUGAAGGAUGCACGGCUGCAUUUACCAUUCAGCAAAAUUUGAUUCUCCAUUACAGAGCCAUGCAUCAGGCAUCCCUGCCCCCAAGCAAAGUUGAACCAGAGGCUGAAAAGACUAGUGUUAGAAAUGGACAGGAGAGCAAUGAGAGCAUAGGCAAAGAUAAUGAAGUCAGAUGUCAAGUGAAAAACUGUUCAAGGGUGUUCAUGGGAAUCACAAGGUUAGUGCAGCAUUACCUCUUACUUCACAAGUUUACCCGUGAUAAAGCUACCGCCAUGAUGGCCAGCAUGAGCAUAGGGACUUUCGACUGUGACCGGCCAGAAUGCGCUCUCCCCUUCAACUCUGUGGAGAAGUACAUAGAGCACAUUAAAAAUUACCACAAGGAAAUCGCCAUCUCUGAGAGCGGCUCAGUCGAUACCACUUUCAGAUGUGAGUAUGAAGAAUGCGAUCGCGUUUACUCUACAAAAUCGAACCUCCUCCGUCACCUGAUCAAAAAGCAUAAUUAUGUUUAUGAUCCGAAAGCAAGUGAUGGAAGAAGGACUAAGUCAGUGGGGCUCUUCCCAGGGAUGAACAAUGGGAAAGAAAACGUUGAAAACAAAUUCAAAGUGAAAAAGAAAAACACUAAAAAGAAAGAUGGGAAGUCCAUUGAGCAUUGGACUAGUUUUGGAAAACCUACACUAAAAUCCCACGAAGAAGCAUCAGCCAUGUGCACUAAGAAAUUUGCCUUGCAAUAUCCAUGCAUGAUAAUAGGCUGUGAUGCGGUGGAGCAGGCUGAAAGAAGCAUAUUUAAGCAUUACACCACUCAUGGCCUCUCAGAGCGUUACAUUGAAGACCAGAGGAGUCAGUUCAUAUAUUGCAAAAAGUACUCACGUGCCAGAUUUAAAGAUGCAAACAAAUCGGAGGGCGCAUCAAGUUCAUCCUCUGAGGAGACGGAGCCAGAAGACGGCGAGAAGUCUAUUGACCAGAAGACAGAUGAUCUGGAGGACAGCAUAGGCCAAGAGGACAGCAAGAUGUCAAAUGAUGACAGUGCAGAAUCUCAAGCUUCCACUGGGACAGAAGGGGGGACUAAAAGGGGCCGUCCCAGAAAACCUGCACAUCCUACACCAGCUUGUCCAGAGAGGAUGCAGACCCUAAGGAAUCGUACGACUGUUAGCAGUUCAAGAGAGAACUCAAAUCCUGGUACCCCUACAGCCCCAGAACAACGAGAUGACGGGGUUUUGCCAGGGUCUUUUAAACCUUUAGGACUUGAGGAUUCUUUCCUUAAGUUCUUGGAAACCUCAGAGUCAACCCACUCUUCCAAACGCAAACUAAACGACAAAUCUAGUGCUGAACUGCCGUCCAAAAGACAACAAACUCACAAACAGAAAACUGCAGUGAAAACUAAAAUACCCGAUGAUUUUAGAGGUUGUGAAAAUCUUGUCGACUUCAGAAAUCCCCUUAAUCUUAAAUCAGUGAGCAAUGUCAAAAUUGUCAUGGAUAAAACAUUUUCAGACGGUGCUGAUCUUUUGCUAAAGCAGCUACAAGAUAUGAGGCCCAUAGUCAUAAUAAAAAAAUGGCUUUAUAGCGGAUCAUAGCCCGAUACUACUCUUUUCAACUCAAUCUCACUCAGGAUUUGAGAAGUAUGCUGCAGUAUGGUUUGUUUGUUAAUGCAUCAGAUUCCGAACUGUUAACAGUAAUGGUCACAGUUAAUGAUGAAAUGGCCUAUUUUGUACUUAUUGAAAAAUGUCUUGGAUGAUUUUAAGUAUGUAUGUUAGUUAUAAUAACCAGGUAAUCUAUAGGGCAUAGAUUUUAGAAACAUGUUUGUAUUUAUGCUUAGUACUGAAGAUGUUUUUUUUUUUUUUUUUGCUAAAUGGAGACUUUUAAAGAAAAACUAUGUUUUUAUAUAUCCCUAUGGGAUUUCAAGUUCUGUUUGUAUUUAUUUCAUCCUUUUUCAACACUAGUAGACCUAUCUGUAAUAUUUACAUGUCUUCCACAAAGUGUUCAA
Molecule: messenger RNA, 7574 nt
Organism: Scomber japonicus (chub mackerel)
Lineage: Eukaryota; Metazoa; Chordata; Actinopteri; Scombriformes; Scombridae
Gene: znf292a
Product: zinc finger protein 292a
Exons: 8
Coding region: 1-7164 (2387 amino acids)
Biological process (GO): regulation of transcription by RNA polymerase II
Cellular component (GO): nucleus
Molecular function (GO): DNA binding; DNA-binding transcription factor activity, RNA polymerase II-specific
Source: RefSeq, a predicted model, not a curated record